This is a messenger RNA of Microstroma glucosiphilum, 2220 nucleotides long. RefSeq lists its product as hypothetical. The transcript is spliced from 2 exons. The record is from RefSeq and is a predicted model, not a curated record. NCBI's taxonomy places the organism in Eukaryota, Fungi, Basidiomycota, Exobasidiomycetes, Microstromatales, Microstromataceae. The coding region runs from base 54 to 2069 and encodes 671 amino acids.
UCUGUCAUCACAUUACCCACAUCCACCCCUCGCCCUCCGCGGGACACUUCACAAUGGACUAUCAUCUCUCCACCCUCUCAAACACCCUCUCCACCAUCCGCUCGCUACAAGAACAGCUCCUGAACAAUGGCAGCCCACAGCCCUUUACCAAUGCCUUUCUCUCCUCUCAGCAGCCCGACUCAUUCAACAAGGCCGUAGACCAAUUCAUCCGCGAUACCAGUCCUCUCGAAAAGCGUCUCUUCCACUUUCCACCCGUCGGAGGCAUGUUCGACGAGGCUGGCAAGGAUGGACAGCACGCUGCUUCGGGCAAGAGGGAUGUAGAGGAGGAAGCGGCUGAUAUCGCGGCGGAGAUUGUGCCUAGAAAGCCAGAAGUGAGAAACGUGUCUAUCCCUACGCCGCUCAGGUCCACCACGGCCACUUCUGGUGGCAGAGGAGCAUCCUCUAGGUCGGGUCUUGGCGCUACGGGAGGUGCUGGAGGUGCAAGCAGUGAGGCCCUCAUGGCCCAAUACGACGCUCGAGCUCUCCUCGUGGCAGCUCAGCGUCUCAACGAGAAUUACCAACGCCUUCCACGCAACCGAAAGCACAUCCGUAUCCUCCUCAAGAAGCACAACGAGUCUGCUGGACAAGUCGAGGGAAACAAUGUCCAGGCUGCCAAGAUUGAAGAGGUCCUCACGCGCAUCGCAAACGGUGAGGACGUCUCGAGCUUGGAAGAGCUGCCGGCGCUGUUGAGUAAUGGAAGUGAAGGAGGCGAGAAGGUCAAGGCUGAGGAGGAGAAGAGGAAGAGACAAUUGAGAAAGCUCAAAGAGCUCAGGGAGAAGGCGCAGAGAAUCAAGGAUGAGCUCAACAGAGAGGAGAUGGAGGUGCUGGCCUUGGAGGAGAUGAGGGAGGAGCUGCUUCAGCAGAAGCGAGCCUUGGCCGGACAGAGGGCCACAGCCAGUGGGUCCGGCUCCACGGCUGGCUCGGCAUCCACAGCUGCUCGCAAGUUGGCAGGUGGUGCUCCCCAAGCUGCGAGAGGCAUCCCACGGCCAGCGAAUGCUGCCACUGCCGCCAGCUCCAAGCAAAGCUCUACAGCUACCCGCAACUCGGAAGCUGUCGCAAAGGUCUUCUCCACCGGCGCUAAAGAGAGGGGCAGCAUCUCUCCCGCAGAGGAGAUGAAGAAGAAGAAGGUCACUCCCACUGCCACUCCUCCUCGUCCGGCUAGCACGAAGAAACCUGCUGGCAUUGCUUCCUCCUCAUCUCCAGCAGCGUCUUCUCCGCUCGCCGCCAGAGACACCGAAGACGAUGUCACUGUCCGUUUGAAGCCAGAGGAGAUUGCAGCUGCCAAAUCAGCUGUUGCAGCGAGUGCCUCUCCCAGAGCCCGCACAGAAGGCCCCGGCACACCUCGUCGAGGCGGAGCUGCUGCUACCGCCGCCUUAGCCUCAGCAGGCACACCAACGCGCUCCACACCCACCCGUGCCACUCCUCAGAAGAAGACUUCCCGCGAUCCAGAGGCGACGGACGAGCUGGAGCGUCUUACAGAGAAGAUUUGGGACGCCUUUGGGGAACAUCUCCGCUUCUUCAACCCUUCCCUUGAAGCAGCCGACUUCUCUACCACUCUCGGCCUGCUGCGCAAAUCCAUUGCCGCAAGUAGCAGCAACACCGCUCCUUCUGGCUCUUCGGAUCCAUCGGCUGCAAGAAAGGACGAUGCCAGCUCCGUCACCUCUUCCGACGCUCCUUCUUCCAGCAGCGCAGGCUCAUCGGCAACUCUCACUGGCAGUGCCGGCGGGCAAGGUGGAAGUGUAGCCGCUCCAACACUGCAGAGUCGCUUCUCGUCCCUGAUCCUUCUGCAGCUCCUUCUCUCUCCUCCACCUGAACACUCCAUUGAUUUCCCCGCUCUCAAGCUCAAGGGCAAGGAAUGGUUCGAUGGUUUAGAGCAAGCCGAUAAGGCUGCGGGACCUGAAGGGGCAGGGGCGGUCGGUGAGACGGAAGAUGGAGAGGGGCUGACUACAAAGGCCGUUUAUGCCCUGGUUGCCAAGAGGCUACUGCGCGUCAGGCGAGCGGCAGGUAAGGCUAGAAUUGGAUUCAGCUGAUGGGGGGGAAGUCAGUAGAGAAGCCGAUUGAGAGAGAGAGCAGCGGAAGGAUCCAGACACCACCACCGCCUCGCCUGAGAAGCUUUUGUUGUACAUGUGAUAUUGCCUUGAAAUGCGAAGAUGCGUCACUCUCUCAGUGACCCUACCUACU